Messenger RNA from Penicillium angulare, 1338 nucleotides. RefSeq names its product putative C2H2 finger domain protein. The transcript has 3 exons. The record is from RefSeq and is a predicted model, not a curated record. Bases 1 to 1338 code for a protein of 445 amino acids. Lineage: Eukaryota; Fungi; Ascomycota; Eurotiomycetes; Eurotiales; Aspergillaceae. Gene Ontology annotation, molecular function: zinc ion binding; nucleic acid binding. Gene Ontology annotation, biological process: ribosomal large subunit biogenesis. Gene Ontology annotation, cellular component: preribosome, large subunit precursor.
AUGGCGACUAAUCUUCCCUAUACUUGCAACACCUGUCUCGUUGCGUUUCAUCGCAGCGAUGCACAGAGAGACCAUAUGCGCAAGGACUGGCAUUUGUACAACAUGAAGCGUCGCAUCGCAACCCUACCACCAGUCUCUCAGGAGACCUUCAACGAGAAAGUCCUUGCCGCUAAGGCUACAUCUACCGAGGCCGCCGCCAAGGCCUCUUUCGAGAAAUCCUGCCACGCCUGCCAGAAAGCCUUUUACAGUGAAAACUCCUAUCAAAACCAUGUCAAAAGUUCCAAGCAUAAGCAGCGCGAGGCUCGCCUCGGCAAGGAGAGUGAUAGCGCAUCGGUUAUGAGUUCGGCAUUCUCUCUUGGAGAACCUGUGGGAACACCCGGCGGACAAGAUGUCUCCAACGUCACUGAUGGUCUGAAGGCAGCCACUAUCGCGGAAGAUGAAGAAAAGGAUGGUGAUGAUGAUGAGGCGAUGAAGGACAACACUACUGACUUUAACUCAUCCCGGUGCUUGUUCUGCCGUAUUGAGUCAUCCGAUAUCGAGGCAAAUGUCGAACACAUGUCCAAGAGCCAUGGCAUGUUCAUUCCAGAGCGAAACUACCUGGUUAAUAUGGAGGGGCUCAUUGAAUAUCUUUACCGCAAGAUUAAUGACAACCACGAAUGUCUCUAUUGCCAUGCCAUCCGGAACAAUGCUGAUGGUGCUCGAACCCACAUGCGUGACAAGGGUCACUGUAUGAUUGCCUUCGAGGCCGAAGAGGAGCAGAUUGAAAUCGGACAAUAUUAUGAUUUCCGUAGCACCUAUUCCGACGACGAAGAAGACGACGACGAGGAUCAAGAUGAAGAUGAGACCAUGGCCGAUGCAGGCGGUGUCAAGAUCCGCGGUGAAGAUGGCGAGGACGAUGGCUGGGAGACUGACGGUUCUGUUUCAUCUGGCGAUGGCGAUAUUGACUCGCGCCGCAAAGCUCCUCUCGUCUACCAGGAUGAUUACGAACUUCACCUUCCAUCCGGUAAAAGUGUUGGCCACCGAUCACUCGCCAAAUACUAUCGCCAAAACCUUCACAGCUACCCUACUGCUGAUGAGCGGGCUACUCGCCAGCUUGCUAUUGAGAAUGGCGAGGUCGAGGAAGACAAGCCGCGUGCCCGCAAUGAGAAGCGAGCUCUUAUCACUCGUGGAAGCGGUGGUGUGGGCUUGAUUGGUGCUACUGAUGAGCAGAAGCAAGCCGCUCUGACUUCGGAACGACGCGACAGAACCCGUACACAGCGCCAUGAAAACCGCUACCUUGCCCGUAUCCAACGGGCCAACAACUCUCAAAAGCAUUUCCGGGACCCCCUUCUGCAGUGA